Molecule: messenger RNA, 2996 nt
Organism: Brienomyrus brachyistius
Lineage: Eukaryota; Metazoa; Chordata; Actinopteri; Osteoglossiformes; Mormyridae
Gene: arhgef38
Product: Rho guanine nucleotide exchange factor (GEF) 38
Exons: 14
Coding region: 101-2464 (787 amino acids)
Biological process (GO): intracellular signal transduction
Cellular component (GO): cytoplasm
Molecular function (GO): guanyl-nucleotide exchange factor activity; protein binding
Source: RefSeq, a predicted model, not a curated record
AGCCAGCCGGUCUGCGCUGCGCUGCCACUGCUCCGUGGGUAGCUCACUCCUCUCAGGCUGAGCGGGGCGAAGGGGGGGAGGGCUCCGGGAAAGGUCCACCAUGGAGCCAAAAGAGGCCGGAGGUGAGGGCGGGCCGGCUACCGGUGAGAAGAAGGUCCGGAAAAUAAAAAGACCGGACAGGCUGUUUGUGAGAUACUUAGAAAGGAGGAAGACCGACACCAUCGUGGACGACGAUGUGGCCAAGGCCGAUAUCAACAUCAGCACCCUGGUGCGGAGGAGCCAGUCCGACAAAACGGAGUACAGCGCCAAACUCAAAGAAAAAAUGGCACCCCAGCCCAUGUCCUCCACCUCGUCCACCACUUCUCUGGACCUGGACCCGGAAGAGCAGCGAGACAGGAAGAUGAGCAGAAGGUCGAAGGUCAUUCAGGAGCUGUUGCAGACCGAGAGGGACUACCUGACCGACUUGGAGCUGUGCAUCAGAGAAGUUCUCCUACCGCUGCGAGAAGCCCAGGUGGUGGAAGUGGACCGUCUGUUCUCCAACAUGGAGGCCGUGCGGGACCUGUCCGACAAGCUGCUGGGUGACCUGCGGGAGGCCAUGGCCGAGACCGACCCCGAGGCGCAGGCCGUGGGUGACAUCUUCAUACAGACCAAAGCAGAGCUGGAGGAUGUGUACAAAGAGUACUGCUACCAGCACGACGACGCAAACGCCCUGCUGAAGUCAUAUGAGAAGGACGAAGAGAUCAGGCAGCAUUUCAGGAGCCGUGUCUUAGCUCUCAAGAAAAUAUAUGACCAGGAGGGCAAGUCCAACCUGCUGGACAUGGGCUCACUGCUCAUCAAACCCGUGCAGAGGGUGAUGAAGUACCCACUGCUUCUGGGCGAGCUGUGGCAGGCCACACCCGAGGAUCACCCAGACCGGCAGCCGCUGGAGGAGGCCCUGGCCGCCGUCAAGGUCGUCAAUAUAAACAUCAACGAGUUCAAGAGGAGGAAGGACAUCGUGAUGAGGUAUAUCAAACCCGACGAGGAGGGGAACCUGAUUGCAAGGCUGAACAAGUUCAGCAUCCACUCCAUCCGGAAGAAGUCUGACAGGCUGACCAGCUACCUUAAGAUGCUUACGGGAGCGGAGCCGCUGGUCAAAGAUGAAGCCUUUGAUAAGGAGGAAAAGCUUUUCCGGAGCCUCGAGAAAGCAGUCAGGCUGCUGGUGAAGAACGUGUGCUGUUACCUCCACCACGUCCAGGAGAUGACUUCUCUGGCCACAGACCAUGCUCAGGAUCUGGAGAAGAUAAUAGUGGAUCCAGACAGGAUAGGCUGCAAUGGGUCUAUCCAUCGGAAGAAUGGGAUUAGUCCAUACCGGCACUUUACGGAGAGUCUGGAGCGUUUGGUGCUCACUCCCCUGUCGACACUACAGGGCAUGUUCCCUGGGCCCCAGAAGCUGAUCCAGAAGCGGCAGGACAAGCUGUUGGACUGCUACAGCCGGCAAGAGAGGCCGGGUUCUGAGGAGCAGUUGCUGGCCCGGCGUGACUAUGAGGCCCUCAAUGCCCAGCUGGUGGACGAGCUGAAGCGCUUCAACUGCGCAGCACGGGCCAUCCUGGACAACUGUCUCCACUGCCUGGUGGGCCUGCUCAGGGGCCUGUUGGACGCCUCCAUGCAGAGGGUCCCCACCAUGCAGCAGCUGCCGGCUCCUCUGUCAAACAUCUGUGAAGUCCAAAGCAGCAUCAUGGAGGGCCUGAACAACCUCAGCUUUGUGAAGGACAACGCUCCCAGGCUCAUGGAACGGAAAGUGAGCUUCGAGAAGCCGAAGAAGAUAUCGCCUCCGGAGGUGGCCAGGCAGACAGAGGUCCACCGCACCGGGCUGCUGGCCUCCUAUCCUCUGGACCGGAUGUACCAGCUGAAACGCAACUGCAAUGCGUGUCAGGAGCAGGACGUCAGCUUGCUGGAGGGUGAACUGGUGGCCCUGUUGGAGGACCAGGACCCCCUGGGCAGCAGCAGCCGCUGGCUGGUUGACACGGGAGGUGCACAGGGCUAUGUCUACUCAACCUUUCUGAAACCUUACAACCCCACGAGGGACCGGGCCGGGGCACGGCCCGAGGCCGCCGACGACUUCGACAACAUCAGCCUAUUCAUUUCUGCCGGCACCGGCGGUAGCCGUACCAGCAUCAGCGGCAGCGUCAGCACGGGAAGCCUGCGUGGAUUUUACCUCGAUACUGUCGAUGACGCUCCUACCUCUGAUGGCCUGCAGGGGGAGCCAGAGGCCCCAGAAGACGAAAAUGUCGAAGACCAACAGUUUUAUGCCGUGUACGCCUUCCAGGCGCGCUGCUCGCAGGAGCUCACCCUGCGGGAGAACCAGCACGUGCAGAUCCUGCGCUUCUGCGACCUGGGCGGCAAUAAGGAGUGGUGGCUGGCCGAGGCUGAGGGUCAGCAGGGAUAUGUCCCGGCCAGCUACCUGGGCAAGAUGUCCUACGCAUAGCACAAGCCCCGGAGAGCGAACCGCGGCCAGUGGCAUUUGGCGGCCAGCAGGGGGCGUGGCAGUUAAAGGUCUCAGAACGAACUCUGCUGCUCUGCCCCCAAGUGAAGUACAUUACCUGAAUCGUUCAGGUAAAUCAUCAUCUACAAAAAUGGUUAAAGCAUGAAACGAGAAGGUGUGUUAAUCACUGUGAAAAACAAUAUUAACCAUAACUUGACCCCAUGCCCAAUAAAUGAUUAUGGAAGGGGGAUGAAUGGAUGUAUGUGUAAUCCUCCUAUGAAUAUUCUAGGUAAAGAUGGGCACCCAGGACUCCGUAUUUAACACCUGCAGUGUUUCAUUGAUUAUAAUGAAUGUCACAGAUGUCUAUAAAAAAAAAUAUGAAGUAGAUGUACAGCAGAUGUAUUUUAUCAGAGUUAAUAUUCAUAUUAAUUAUUAGAGGAUUUAAAUUUAUACAGAGAUAAAUAUAUCCUGGCAGCAUGUAUAUUUUAUAAAAGGUUUUAUGCAGUGAUGAAUAAAGAUCUAUUAUGGAUCGAAA